Molecule: messenger RNA, 2157 nt
Organism: Somion occarium
Lineage: Eukaryota; Fungi; Basidiomycota; Agaricomycetes; Polyporales; Cerrenaceae
Source: the annotation of a GenBank genome assembly
CACCGUCUUAUCCUUUCAUCUAACCUUCAUCAUACGACAAGGCUUCACAUAGUUCGCUUCCUGAAUGAAACAUUCUGCUACAAUGCAGGCUUGCAUCUUUCUCUGACUGGAUGAUCCUUCAUUUUGCCCUUGGUGACUCAUGCCUUUUGCCUGGCGGCCCCAGCCCUGCACAGAUCAGUCUGAGUCGCUAUGUCAAGGAAAAAUCUUCAGCAUCCUUAAUAGAAAAUAACACACGACCCACUAAACAACUUAAGAAUAUAGCUCAUUUACCGUCUCUGAUUCUCCCAGGUGCUUGCGGUCAAAAUUAUGCACCUCGCUACUUACAGUCUCUCCGCUUUCUCAUCACUCCUUUAAACUCAAUGUGACUAGACAAGUGCGUUCCACGCUGUUCUUGUUUUCUCCUCGGCAUCUCCGGCGUCGUGGUUACUGCCAAGCAUCCAGAUUUACCCAGAUGCUUCCGACCGGGAUGGGCUGUCGAAACAACAAUCCAUUUCUGUCACCACUCUGACUGAUGCAUAUAUAACCUUCUACAGCUGAAUGGCACCUCACACGACAACCAUCCUCGAUGACACCCCUAGCACUUCUCUUCCCAGACUUUGUGAUGAGAAGUCAUAUUUUCAGCCAAUAAAGGGACGACCAUCAACGGAUUAUGAUCGGGAACUUCCCGUUUCGCUACUCCCUUGUGACACCCGUGUCAACCCUGCUCCAUGCAAGGCUCUGGCAUCGACCAGCUUGUAGUCAUGUUACCCAUACCACAGCAUGCUAUAUCCGUUGUUGCUCACCUUCUUUUCCUCCAAUUUCAUCUUCCUUUCCUUUCUUUUUCCUUUCGGCGGCCAAUGUACUUUUUUUAAGUCUAUAACUUACCCUCGCCGACUGAAUUGAGUUCAGGUCGAGCGAUCCUAGCGUUCCCCGUACCAGGUUCCUUCGUUUAGGUUGCAAUGUCUGGAACGGUGGACCUCCCCUCCGCUGCGGGGUUAGCGUUGUACAACGCUCUCAUCAGCGAAUUACAGGAUGCAUUCGCGACUCGAUACCUUAGUGUUGCUGGCCUCGUUGUCCUUCUUUAUGAUCAUGUUCUUACAUUCAACGACGAAGUGAGCCUUGUAUGGCGUGCACCCGCUUCAUUCCCAAAAUACGCGUUCCUCUUCAAUCGGUAUCUCGUUUUGGGUUGCUUAUUGGCUGUCGCGUAUGAGAUGUGCGGGUUUAUAGGUAUCACGCUGUCGGACAUUGGGUGCAGGAGCCUUCUUUUUACCACCUCGAUCCUUGCAAUCUUUUCCAUUGGUAUUGCCAACAUACUGGUGCUAUUACGGGUUGUGAUAUUAUGGGAUCAUAGACCGAUUGUCGUUAAGUUGAUGACCGUAGGCUUCAUUACGAGUUUUUCCGCUCAAGUGGUCACCCUGGGCUUCAGUCUGUCUAAACUUGCUCCAAAUGUUGUAUGGUCAACAGAAGCACAAAUGUGCAUUACUACGACAACGACGCCGAUAUUCGUUGCUGUUUGGGCAUGUCCGAUGUUGUACGAGAUUUUGGUCUUAUUUUCUACAGUUCUGAAUGCUUUGGAUCGACCAAGAGGUGCACAGCUGCCAAUCACCAAGGCAUUGUAUCGAGAUGGAAUCAUAUACUUCGUGGCUCUGACAGGCCUUCGAGCUCUUAACCUAGCGUUUGCAGCUCUAAGAAAACCUGCACUCGUUAUGCUCGGUGCAUUCUUCGUCUGGGCAAUGACGACAACAGUAUUGAAUCGAUCCCUUCUUCGCUUGCGGCAGGCCGAGGUUGAGGAAGAUAUACCCCCCUCAAGCGGUCGCGCAUCGCCAUUCCAUUCGCGCAAGUCCACGGUCGACAUUGAAACUCCAAAACACUACAGGCCUGCUCGAUUCAAACCCUGAUUCUUCUCCACCCGAUGACAUGUACUUUCAAGAGGACAAUUCGCUUAACUAUUAGGACUAUUCACGACGCACACAUGCGACCACGACCCUUUUCACUUUCAUUUACUACCGUUUUAGCCCUUCUGCCGUUUCGUGUUUGGGGCUUCAGAACUUGGUCUGACUUUGACUCCAACGUGUACUAAUAUAUUGUGUGUCUGUUUGUACUGGUACCACACCUUUCAUACCGUGUACAUUGCUUGAAGGAGAUGUCAGAUUGUCAGAUUGCCUACGUUUGGUCGUG